AUGACGAACUGUUUGAGCAAGUUACCCUACGUCUCCGCUGCGUGCGGAACGGCAUCACUCCUCCUGUACCUUUUCCCUUCGACUCUCCUUUCAUCUGUGCCUCAUUCAGCGGAGACGUCUCCUGCGCUCCUGCGAAUUCUGUCGACUCUCGUGAACACGAGUUUUAGUUGCGUUUUUGGUUCUGCAACGUGGGUUUUCUUCGUCAUGUCCCCCAUUCUCCGGACGACAUUGAGCAGGUGGAAGCUCGCGGAGGUCCAGUCGAUCCACUUCCCUAUUUUUUUCUGCGCCUCCACGGUGCUUUCUUCAACUCUUCUCUCGACUGUAUGCUACAUGGGCGUCGGCUACAGCAAGCUUCACAUGGCCGCUGCUGUCAACGUCUUCGGAAACCUCAUCAACUCCUGCUACCUUGCGCCACGACAGAUCUCACUGCUGGAACGACGCAGAGAGCUGGAGGAACAGCUCGGCAUUGAGAGUACAGAGAAUGUGGAGGCGGCGGUGGAAGUCGCUCGCCGAGCGGCACGAGGAGGUGAUGGUGACCAGGCAGCUGCGGGGCUGGAGUAUCAGGAUGUUGUGAAGGCGUUCAAGAGGUACCACUCGUUGGGCAUGGCUGUUGGUUUCGUUUCAUUCGCCUCUCUCCUGCCGUUCCUUGUCUCCUAA
Molecule: messenger RNA, 657 nt
Organism: Besnoitia besnoiti
Lineage: Eukaryota; Apicomplexa; Conoidasida; Eucoccidiorida; Sarcocystidae
Exons: 3
Coding region: 1-657 (218 amino acids)
Source: RefSeq, a predicted model, not a curated record